CAGCCCAGCACCCCGCCCGCCCGCCUCCCCUCCCCUCCCCCGGCCGUCCAUUACCUCGGCCGCCUCCACCUCUGCCUCCGCCUCCCCACGAGCGCUGGGGCUUCCAGAUUCCUAGCCACAUGACCCUCCGCACCGACGAGACACCAGAGACGGAGACAUGGGGCUGAAGGGGUUCGUCGAGGGCGGCGCCGCCUCCGUCGUCGCCGGCUGCUCGACGCACCCGCUCGACCUCAUCAAGGUCCGCAUGCAGCUACAGGGCGAGGCGGCCCGGGCCCCGGCACCGGCCAUGCGCUUCGCGCUCGUGUUCCCCCCCGGCGUGCAGCAUCACCACCACCACGACCACCUCCUGCAGCCGCCGCGCAGGCCCGGGCCCAUCGCCAUCGGCGCGCAGAUCUUGCGCGCGGAGGGCCCCGCAGGGCUGCUCUCCGGGGUGUCGGCCACCGUGCUGAGGCAGGCGGUCUACUCCUCGACGUCCAUGGGGCUCUACGACACGAUCAAGAGGAGGUGGGAACGGGAAUCCGGCGGCACCGCGCUGCCGCUGCACCGGAAGAUCGCGGCCGGGCUCGUCGCCGGCGGCGUCGGCGCGACCGUGGGCAACCCGGCCGACGUGGCCAUGGUGCGGAUGCAGGCGGACGGGCGGCUCCCCGCGGCCGAGCGGCGGAACUACCGGAGCGUCGCGCACGCCAUCGCCCGGAUCGCGCGCGACGAGGGCGUGCGCAGGCUCUGGCGCGGGUCGUCGCUCACGGUCAACCGCGCCAUGAUCGUGACGGCGUCGCAGCUGGCCACCUACGACCAGGCCAAGGAGGCAAUCCUGUCCCGGCGCGGCCCGGGCGGCGACGGGCUGGCGACGCACGUGGCGGCCAGCUUCACGGCCGGCCUGGUGGCCGCUGCGGCGUCAAGCCCCGUGGACGUGGUCAAGACGAGGAUCAUGAACAUGAAGGUGGAGCCGGGCGCCCCGCCGCCGUACGCCGGCGCGAUCGACUGCGCCAUCAAGACGGUGCGGUCGGAGGGCGCGCUGGCGCUGUACAAGGGCUUCAUCCCAACGGUGACGCGACAGGGACCCUUCACCGUGGUGCUCUUCGUCACGCUCGAGCAGGUCCGGAAGCUGCUCAAAGACUUCGACUUCUGAGAGACCCAGGAAGACGGCAUGGCCAUCGCCAAUCUGGCCCAGGAAUGUAGCGUACCCCAUUGGUAAAACUAUGAUCCCCUCCUCUCCCAUAGAUCGCAAGCAGCAGCUCCACACCGUAGUCUGUGCCUGUGCGGAUUUGAUAAAUUAUGGUGGAAAUUUUGAUGUGUGCUAAUUUUUGAUCAUUUAGUGGGGAAUUUUGAUCUGUGCCACCUACUUUGUCUUGGUCAGUUCCUCAUAACACAUAUCAGUAGACUAUAUGAUUCUCA
Molecule: messenger RNA, 1395 nt
Organism: Aegilops tauschii subsp. strangulata
Lineage: Eukaryota; Viridiplantae; Streptophyta; Magnoliopsida; Poales; Poaceae
Product: mitochondrial uncoupling protein 5
Biological process (GO): transmembrane transport
Source: RefSeq, a predicted model, not a curated record